Sebastes umbrosus (honeycomb rockfish) is the source of this 5042-nucleotide messenger RNA. It is a transcript of the gene raraa, whose product is annotated as retinoic acid receptor, alpha a. Gene Ontology annotation, biological process: regulation of transcription by RNA polymerase II; retinoic acid receptor signaling pathway; cellular response to corticotropin-releasing hormone stimulus. The coding region runs from base 1351 to 2694 and encodes 447 amino acids. The record is from RefSeq and is a predicted model, not a curated record. The transcript is spliced from 12 exons. Gene Ontology annotation, cellular component: nucleus; transcription regulator complex. Lineage: Eukaryota; Metazoa; Chordata; Actinopteri; Perciformes; Sebastidae. Gene Ontology annotation, molecular function: RNA polymerase II cis-regulatory region sequence-specific DNA binding; nuclear receptor activity; nuclear glucocorticoid receptor binding.
CACAUCUGGAGGCAGCAGCAGGACAUCCACUUUUUCUGUGUGUUGAGGACUGGCCCCCAGAAAGCAGCAGAGAGGGGGCGUGGCCACAGAGAGCUGGUGUCGGGUUUCACAUCCACAGAACGUGACUGCAAUGGUUGCCUUCACAACAGCGGUGCCAAACUUACCCGCUCUCUAGAAAAACGUCUCUCCUGUCUCUUAUUAACGUUACCUUACGGGCUCACCGGUGAGAGGGUUCGUUAACGUCACUCGGAACAACGUGAGAGACACCGUUUGCAGAUUGUGUGAGUCGGCAGAAAACUUUUGCAAAGAGAGAGAGUACCACACGGAGGAGAAAUAAUCCAGCUGCGCCGCGGCGGCUCAACUUCCACCGAGAGCACCGAGGAGAGGAGGAGUCAACAGGUCCACAGAGCUUAGGAGCUGCAAUCGAUUCAAGGGGAGAUUUCCUCGGCCAAGGACGGGGAGAUUGACGUUUUUGGGGGCCGUGCGGCGGGGCUACAUACAGGCAGGCAGACUCGGAGGCAGGCCCGCAACCUCGACCCCAGCAUCAUUUGUUUGGACGAGGGCCGUCAGCGCCUGUCGCGCGGCCCAUGAUGAAGUGUCAGUCGAUUAAAGGCUCGUCCGAGCAAUCGAUGCGGGCAGUCCACCAGCCGGAAGCCCAGUUGGCCGAACAGCGCACCACUCAAUCAGUCUGAACAGCAACACAAAGGGGCUGCUGGCGAGCAACAGAGGCUGUGCGACUGCAAAGAAGAGGCCCGUCCAAGGACAAGAGCUUUUGUCUUGGCAUCAUGUGAUCCGCGCAUUCCCCUAGGAGCGCUCUGCAGCGGAAGAGCGAAUACACGCUCCCUUGGAAGCAUCACGACCACUAGCAACCCGUAUCACCACUAUCACCACUCCCGACUGCUCUCAUCAAAGUCACCUGUUCUUGACUCAACUUGUCUCCCCCCCCCCCCCUCCUCUUCAUCUUGACGAUAAGGAAUGGCCGUGCCAGUUUCCAGCCGCCCCAACGCCUCUCGCAAAUAAGGCCUUUCAGCUCGUUUCACAAUACCACAGAAAGGAAGGAUAAAACACUCUACAGUCCUCUUUUAUACUGUCUCUUUUUUUAUCUUUGUUUCCUUAGUAACUCAACCCUCUCAACACACACAUUCACUCAACCAGCAGGAUUUCUUUUUGUCUUGGUGACAUCUACGGAGAUUUUUUCUUUUUUACAAACUUCGUCUUUUGGAAUAUCUACUCAUGCAGUGUCCCUAUGGGGGAUUAAACCAGUACGGGAAGCCACACUGACUCCUCUUUGGCUCUGUUAGAUCUUGUUAAGUGAGCUCUGUUUGUGAGUGGAGGUGGACUUGAGCCAUCAUGGCUGGGAAGGGCAACCCGCUGCCGGGCCCCCACCUCAACGGCUUCCCCAUGCCCACCUACUCCUACUUCUUCCCCCACAUGUUGGGGAGCCUGUCGCCUCCGGCCCUGGCAGGACUUCCCAUCAGCGGGUACAGCACCCCGUCACCAGCCACGAUAGAGACCCAGAGUACCAGCUCAGAGGAGAUAGUGCCAAGCCCGCCCUCGCCUCCCCCGCCGCCCCGCGUCUACAAGCCCUGCUUUGUGUGCCAGGACAAGUCCUCAGGGUACCACUAUGGUGUCAGCGCCUGCGAGGGCUGCAAGGGCUUCUUUCGGAGAAGCAUCCAGAAGAACAUGGUGUACACGUGUCACCGGGAGAAGAACUGCAUCAUCAACAAAGUCACCCGCAACCGCUGCCAGUACUGUCGGCUGCAGAAGUGCCUGGAAGUCGGGAUGUCCAAGGAGUCAGUGAGGAACGAUCGGAACAAGAAGAAGAAGGAUGAGAAGAAGCAGGAGUGCACAGAGAGCUACGUGCUGAGUCCCGACACGGAGCGGAUGAUCGACAGGGUUCGCAAGGCACACCAGGAAACGUUCCCCUCUCUCUGCCAGCUGGGCAAAUACACUACGACUAACAGCUCAGAACGACGUGUAUCCUUGGACGUAGACCUGUGGGACAAGUUCAGCGAACUCUCCACCAAGUGCAUCAUAAAGACGGUGGAGUUUGCCAAGCAGCUGCCCGGCUUCACGACGCUCACCAUCGCCGACCAGAUCACUCUGCUCAAAGCCGCCUGUCUGGACAUCCUGAUACUCCGGAUCUGUACACGCUACACGCCAGAGCAAGACACCAUGACUUUCUCAGAUGGACUCACGCUAAACCGAACCCAGAUGCACAACGCCGGCUUCGGCCCCCUCACCGACCUGGUUUUUGCCUUUGCCAACCAGCUCCUCCCUCUGGAGAUGGACGACGCAGAGACGGGGCUGCUCAGCGCCAUCUGUUUGCUGUGUGGAGAUCGUCAGGACUUGGAACAGGCAGAGAAGGUGGACGUCCUGCAGGAGCCGCUCCUGGAGGCGUUGAAGAUUUACGUACGGAGGAGGAGGCCCCACAAACCGCACAUGUUCCCCAAGAUGCUGAUGAAGAUCACCGAUCUGAGGAGCAUCAGCGCUAAAGGAGCUGAGCGUGUCAUCACCCUAAAGAUGGAGAUCCCCGGCUCCAUGCCCCCUCUCAUCCAGGAGAUGCUGGAGAACUCAGAAGGUCUGGAGAGCGGGGCGGCGGGCAGCCGGCCCAGUGGCGCCCCUCCGGGCAGCUGCAGCCCCAGUCUGUCCCCUAGCUCUGCCCAAAGCAGUCCAGCCACACAAUCGCCGUAGUAGCGGCCCACCUUUUUUAUUAUUAUUCCUCACGACGCUCUCUGUCUCCUCCCUCGACGUCCUAAAGAGGAGGGGCGAAGGAUGGGGGGGGGGCUUGACCCUGACUGCUGAACACAGGAGACCGGCAGAGCCAACCUCCUCCUUUCCUACGACACAAAUCCCCACCUCCUGAUCUGCUUUCCCCUCACUCUGGAGCACCGUUCCCGAUGUGAGGGGGGGUAAGGCCGGGGCGGGCCGGGGCAACAGGAUGCCUCUGAGAGACCACACCGUAAACACUGCUGAUGACGUCUCCCUCCACUCUCCCCCCUCCACUGCUGCUCCCCCUCCCACUCCACCUUUCUCCAAAAAAGACUAAUGGAAACAAAUCUGGAUGCAGCGGGCGACCAGCUUCGAAUGGAACCGAGGGUGGGCGGAGCACCGCGGGACAAAUAUAUGAUCAAGGACAUAAAGACUGACUUGACAAAAAAAAAACACCAGACACUUUUUUUUGUUGUACUCCGAGGCAGACUGCAAGCUUGGGACUUGUCAAAAGACCCCCCCUCCUCAAAGACUCUGGGUCUUUUUUUUCCAACUUCGAAAAAAAAAACAGAUUUCGUACAAAAAGAUAUAUAAAUAUAUAUAGAAAAAGUUAAGGAACUAUUGUGAUCGACAUGUCCAGGGAAAAGAAUGGCAAGGUUGAAACGAGGACAUGUUUUUCUGAGAUUAGAAAUUGUUGUACUCCUCCACUGUUUGAAUCUUUUCAUACCCAUCGAGAGUAUUGAGAGAGACCUUUCAGUUUUAUCACAUUUGUACAUUAUUCCGAUUAACGAAAAAGCAAAAGAUGUUGAAAAUUUCUCUCCAGUCUACACAUGCAAACACACACACACAAAUGUGCACAGAAAACAAGUCGCAAUGAAUAUCACCUACUAUUCCAGGUUGGAUUUGUUUUCCUUUUUUUCUUUCUUUUUUUUUUUUUUUUGCUUCCAAGAGAAUGGAAAAAAAUGAUUGUAUGAACUUGGUUGUAUGAUAUGGUCACAGGUCCUUUCAAGAAAUCAGAUUAAUGAAGAUUCAUUAUUAAGGUGUAUUUUAAGUAGCCUUUGAGUUUGUGUAUAUAAGCUGUAUUCAUUUCUUUAAAACUAUGAAGAGUUUUAGGCUUCACCUGAUUUUUUUUCUUUUUUUUUUUUUUUUUAAGAAUACCUUUUAUGUGUUUUUGUUUAUAGGUUUGUGAUGCAAGAAAAAAGACAUUUUGAGCACAUUUUACUGAAGGAAGUUCUUUCAUGUUUUGUGUCCUACUAAAUACUGGACAGACCCUUAACCAAUCACUGGCUGUUCAGAAUGUGGCUUUCACGGACAAUUUCAACCCCCUGCCCUUCACUUUUAAAACAUGUUUUUACAUACAGUAGAAUGACAAAGUAGCACUCCAGUCGGGGCAUAGCUUUUUUUGGCCAUGUAGCAGAAAAGAGAUGGUGUUUCUGAAAAAUGGUGAGCCGGGUUCAGGUGAGCCGCAGCAAGCUCAGCUUCAAAGAGAGUUAAAAAAAUGUGAAGAAUGGUGUACAUACACACUGUAUUAAACACAAAGUGAUUCUCAGUAGUCUCUGAAUGGAUCGAUAAUCUGUAGUGGAUGGGAAAAGACUAGAUUGUAGUGAUGCCUCUGCUCUGUCGGUGGUCAAGUGGCAAGUGAAGGUCCCAAAUGUGAUGUUUGUCGACUUAAGUCCUCACGAAUCUCCCCCUGGCAACCUGUGGUAGAAACGAAAAUAUGUGACUUUACGCCGGAUCCAGAGCAACCUCGCACCCUGUGACUCACUUUACGCCAAAACGCCUUCACCGUUAACACACGUUUCAUCUAGACCAUCAUUACUGUACACACGCCAAUGUCUCAGGAAGGAAUCAUUUUUGUGUGCUUGGCCUGUUCUAUGUUCUGUGCUGCACCCCCCCCCAAACCCCCAACCCCUCCACAGACACACACUUCUGCUACUGAGCCCCUGUGUUUUUUCACUUGUUUCUGUUCGGCCUGGCAGACCAGGACUUGUGCAGAGAGACACUUUACCCCGACCCCUGCAACGUUACGACAUAGGAUAUGCCAGUGUGGAGUCUCUCCGAGUCGUUCAUGAUGUGUUCUUUUUUUUUUUAUUUGUACGGUCAAAGCUGCUUUCAUCAUUUAGGACUUCACCUGUCCAGAACAGCGCACAACUUUUCCCUCCACAGCUAAUCUGGAAUAGCAACAGACACGCCGUCAGUUUGAGAAUUAUGGAAUAUGUUGCAAUUUUGUCAAGAUUAUCAAGCGACUUUGGAAAAAAAACAACAAAAACAACAAAAAAAAAGAUCAAAAAAUAAAAACCAACAUUUAAUAUUAAAUGUGUUUGUGUUGU